Molecule: messenger RNA, 1602 nt
Organism: Ogataea philodendri
Lineage: Eukaryota; Fungi; Ascomycota; Pichiomycetes; Pichiales; Pichiaceae
Exons: 1
Coding region: 1-1602 (533 amino acids)
Molecular function (GO): NADH dehydrogenase activity
Source: RefSeq, a predicted model, not a curated record
AUGUUGGCAGCUAGACGGGCCGUUCGCCUUAAUCUCGCCACCACCAGAGCUUUCAGCUCUUCGGUUGUUGUUUCCUCUGCUCAACGGAAAUCCUUGUUCCACAAGCUCUUCAAGAUCCCAUUCGAUGUGGGUGCCAUCGGUACCGUUUUGGCAACUACCUGGUUUGGUUUCUCCAUCUACAGAGAGGCCAACCCAAAGAGCCAGAAGCCACAAACUGACUUGACCGCUGCCGGUAUUGAGAAGAAGCACCUGGUUAUUCUCGGAAGUGGUUGGGGUGCUGCAUCCAUGUUGAAGGACCUCGACACCAGCCUUUACAAGGUCACCAUCAUUUCUCCAAGAAGCUACUUCUUGUUCACUCCUCUGUUGCCAUCUGCCCCUACCGGAACCAUCGAGCCAAGAUCGAUUGUUGAGCCAAUCAGAUCGAUUGCCAAGAGAACUCCUGCCGAAGUUACCUACUACGAAGCCGACGCUACUGACUUGGACUACUCCAACAACUCGUUGAAGAUCAAGUUCCCAGACUCGUCUGCUGUUGAGAAGGAAGUUAAGUACGACUACUUGGUUGUUGCUGUUGGAGCUCAGCCAUCCACUUUCAACAUCCCAGGUGUUGCCGACUAUGCUUGUUUCUUGAAGGAGUUGCCAGACGCCAUCCAGGUCAGAAGAAAGAUCUUGGAGUCUGUCGAGAAGGCUUCUUUGUUCCCUGAAGGAAGUGCCGAGAGAAAGAGACUGUUGCACUUUGUUGUUGUUGGUGGUGGUCCAACUGGUGUCGAAUUUGCCGGUGAAUUGAAGGACUACGUUGACGAGGACUUGAGCAAAUGGAUGCCGGAAAUCGCCAAGGAAGUCAAGGUCACUUUGAUCGAGGCUUUGCCAAACGUUUUGAACUCUUUCUCCAAGAGCCUGUGGACUUACGCUCAAAAGACUUUUGCUGAGAACGACAUCCAGUUGCUCGUCAACACUGCCGUUAACAACGUUACCGACACUGUCAUCACCGCUUCCACCAAGCAAAAGGACGGAAGCACCGAGAAGAAGGAGCUUCCAUACGGUAUGCUUGUCUGGGCCGGUGGUAUCCGUCCUACUGACUUCACCACCGGUCUUUUCAAGAAGAUUGAGGGUCAAGCCGGUGCUAGAAGAGGUCUUCUUGUGGAUGAGAACCUCAAGGUCAAGGGUACUGAGAACGUUUACGCUGUUGGUGACUGUGCCUUCACCGGCCACCCACCAACCGGUCAAGUUGCUCACCAAGAGGGACACUACCUUGCUUCUACUUUCGCCAAGAGAGCUGCCAUUGACGACUUGGAGGCUGAAUUGGUCAGAUCUUCCAACUCUGACGAAAAAUCCAAGGUCCAGACCAGAUUGGACGCUGCCUUGGCUGACAUCAAGCCUUUCAAAUACAACCACCUUGGUUCCCUUUCUUACGUGGGUGCUGAGAAGGCCGUUGCCGACUUGGUGUGGGGUACUUUCUCCUCCACCUCCACCGGUGGUGCUUUCACCUACUUGAUCUGGAGAUCCAGUUACAUCGCCAUGUGCAUCUCUGCUAGAAUGAGAGCUCUGGUUGCUGCUGAUUGGUUGAAGGUGUCCUUGUUCGGUAGAGACUUGACCAAGGAGUGA